AUGUCCUAGGUUGAAUAAAAGCAAGCAAUUGAACUUUUAGCUUAUAAAAAAGCAUACUUACAUGCUCUAAAAUAUGUAAAAGAUGACGUUAUUGGAGUGUUAACAGGAAAGAUAGAGAAUGGAUAAAUUACCGUUGAAGAUGCUUAUCCUCUCUUCCAUUCAAGAGUUGUUAGUCCUACUUUAGAAACUGCUUUCGAACUUAUUGAAGGAGCAUUGAAAAAGAAAAAGUAGAUUAUUGUUGGUCUUUAUGAAGCUCUUUCUCAUCCUUACUAAGCAAAAUAUUUAUCAGAAAUAAGCACAAGAAUUCUUGAAAAAAUACAAAAAAAUUUAAGCAAAUAACCUAUUGCUUUAAGAAUAUAUGAUGAAGAUAAGUAGGAUUAGCAAGAAGAAAUUUAAGAAUACCACUAUUUGACAUGCGAAGGAUAUAAAUUUGACUUGAAGGACUCUAAAAAUAUAGAUGCAAACUAUGAAAAGAUACAAGAAUUAAACCCAUAAAAUGGCUUUGCUAAAUUUGAAAUUAUUAAAAAUGAUAUUUCCUAAAAUAAGCAUCGUUUUAUUGUAGAUUUUGAUGCUCAUUUUGAAGAUAUUUCCUUAGACUUUACUAACAGCUUCUUAUGA
Molecule: messenger RNA, 618 nt
Organism: Tetrahymena thermophila SB210
Lineage: Eukaryota; Ciliophora; Oligohymenophorea; Hymenostomatida; Tetrahymenidae
Product: Mov34/MPN/pad-1 family protein
Exons: 4
Cellular component (GO): EMC complex
Source: RefSeq, a predicted model, not a curated record